Messenger RNA from Phoenix dactylifera (date palm), 1762 nucleotides. RefSeq names its product E3 ubiquitin-protein ligase SINAT5-like. Gene Ontology annotation, molecular function: protein binding; zinc ion binding; ubiquitin protein ligase activity. Gene Ontology annotation, biological process: multicellular organism development; ubiquitin-dependent protein catabolic process. NCBI's taxonomy places the organism in Eukaryota, Viridiplantae, Streptophyta, Magnoliopsida, Arecales, Arecaceae. The record is from RefSeq and is a predicted model, not a curated record. Gene Ontology annotation, cellular component: cytoplasm.
GAUCGCCAUUCACCAAAACCUCCUUCCAUGGCCGGACCGGAUGCUGCCAACCUCCAUCAGUCCAUGCCCGUCACCAAGGAAUGCAUCGAUUCCCCUCCCCUCAAUUCCCCAUAUCAACAACAAAUUUUCUUAAUUACCAAACUUCUUGUUUCAGGCAAGGAGUUGCUCUCAUCGCUCCUACCAUACCUUGUAUCCCUGCCCCCCCACAAAAAAAAAAAAAAUCUAGCGUUAACCCGCUCCAAUAUUUUUAGACGAGAGGCGUUGGUCCUAUUGGUCUAAACGCACCCAAUUCCAUCAUUGCCUGUUAUCACCCACCCUCAUGACAAGCAAACAUAACCAUCAAAAAAUAGCAAGCACUUCGAACUCCGUCCCCAAUCCCAGUCCGUUUCCACCUCUGCUAUUUCUUUAAUCUCAUUCGACGGUUAUCCGCUCACCCCCGGUAAGCCGGAGUCACGCAAGGAAGAAAAGAAAGCCAAGAAAGGCACGGGCUUUGGCCUUUGGCUUCGGUCCCUCGAGAGAGGGAGAGAGAGAGGGAGAGAGGGGAGAGGAGAAGGAGCGAGAGGGACGAGCUCUCGAUCUCUCUCAGGGAGAUGGAGUUGGAUAGCAUCGAGUGCGUGUCGUCGUCGGACGGGAUGGACGAGGAGAAGGCCGCCGCUGCGCUUCAUUACCACCCAUCCUCGAAGCCCCACGGCGGCGGCGGCGUGGUCAAGCCGAGGAUCUCUCCGGCUUCGACCGGCGUCCACGAGCUGCUCGAGUGCCCCGUCUGCACCAAUUCCAUGUACCCUCCGAUCCACCAGUGCCUCAACGGGCAUACACUGUGUUCAGAAUGUAAAACAAGGGUACACAACCGCUGCCCUACUUGUAGACAGGAGCUUGGAGACAUCAGGUGUUUAGCAUUGGAGAAGGUGGCGGAAUCACUUGAGCUUGCCUGCAAGUAUAGCUCACUAGGCUGUCCAGAAAUCUAUCCAUACUACAGCAAGCUCAAGCAUGAAGCUCAGUGCAACUUCAGACCAUACAACUGCCCAUAUGCAGGUUCUGAAUGCUCUGUUGUAGGUGACAUUCCUUUCUUGGUCACGCAUUUACAGGAUAACCAUAAAGUAGACAUGCACAGUGGAUGCACGUUCAACCAUCGAUAUGUGAAGUCCAAUCCGCGAGAGGUUGAAAAUGCUACCUGGAUGCUGACUGUCUUCAACUGUUUCGGGCAGUACUUCUGCUUACACUUUGAGGCAUUCCAGAUAGGGAUGGCCCCAGUAUACAUGGCAUUUCUGCGCUUCAUGGGUGAUGAGAAUGAAGCAAGAAAUUUCUGCUAUAGCCUUGAGGUUGGGGCUAAUGGCAGAAAGCUAAUAUGGGAAGGCACCCCCCGAAGCAUCCGUGAUAGCCACCGCAAAGUGCGGGACAGUCAUGAUGGCCUCAUAAUCCAGAGAAAUAUGGCGCUCUUCAUCUCUGGAGGAGAUAGGAAAGAGCUGAAGCUGCGGGUUACGGGUCGCAUAUGGAAGGAACAACAAGACCCUGAUUCUGGAGUGUGCAUACCCAAUCUCUGCCACUGAAACUAAAACCAUAUGUAAAAUUUGCAUCUCCCGAAUCCACAUUACGUCAGUGUUAUCUUUGUUACUUGUUGGUAACAUUGUUUGCCAUUUUAUGUUUAAAUUAAGGAUAGAGGGAGAAAUGUUGUGAAUUCUGUCAUAACAGGAUUUAAGUUGUGAAUUGUCUAAUAAGCAUUAAUCUGUCAGUCACCAGAUAAGAAUAUAUGUUGUAUCAUUUA